This is a messenger RNA of Fragaria vesca subsp. vesca, 1196 nucleotides long. Its product is annotated as sentrin-specific protease 1-like. The record is from RefSeq and is a predicted model, not a curated record. NCBI's taxonomy places the organism in Eukaryota, Viridiplantae, Streptophyta, Magnoliopsida, Rosales, Rosaceae. The transcript is spliced from 6 exons. Bases 178 to 867 code for a protein of 229 amino acids. Gene Ontology annotation, biological process: proteolysis; defense response to fungus. Gene Ontology annotation, molecular function: cysteine-type peptidase activity.
UACUAAUGAGGAGGUAAAGUUAAAUUAUGGCCAUAGUUGAAAAUUUAAAUGAUCACAUGAAAGCUUAAUCUCACAUUCUGAAUUUUUGCUCACUAAAAACUUUAGAGAGGGGGAAAGACUGCAGCAGAGGUACCUGGAGAUGCACUCAAGCGCAUAUACCAUUACGCAGUGCGUGACAUGAAAAAUAGUACAACUAUAACUGUUGAUAUGGAGGAAGAAAUCCUAGGUGUUGCCCAGCCUAUGUACAUCUUGCGAGAAGAUGUUAUACAAUUCAAGAAAAUGGAGCCUAUAUCGGCCACAUGCAUAAAUGUUUACAUGAGGCACCUAUCUGAUGAACUGAAGAAAUCAAACACAGAUGGUAUCUUUCGCUUUUGUGACGCGUCAAGCAUCUCGGUUGGGACACCUGAGGAGAAAGCACAAGUUCUGGCAACCCGAUUACAGCAACUGUCAACCAGGCAAAUACUUUUGGUACCUUACAACAGUGGAUCCCACUGGACACUGACCAUCAUCAAUGAAGAGAAGAACAUAUGCUACUACAUGGAUCCACUUCAUUCAGAAACAUAUCCAGUAGGGUGGAAAUCUGUUGUCAACAAUGGGAUUAAAAAGUACAAUGAAAAAAGGGGCGGAGGACACCAGAAAAUACCUCAAUGGAAAACACUAAAGGGUCCUAAACAACCGUCCAAUGUGGAGUGUGGAUAUUAUGUGAUGAGAUACAUGAAAGAGAUCGUAGAAGAUAAAGGCAUUUUCUUUUCCAAAAAGUGGGGUCCAAAGAAAAGCUCGAGUGCCUACAUGGAGAGAGCAGUUGAUGAGGUGUGCUUGGAGUGGGCUUCACUUGUUUAUAGAAGUUUGCCAAAGUCAGGCCGCUGAAAAUGAAAUUUGAAAUUUCAACCAAAUUAUUCUGCAGUGGAUAACGUACGUACGUCACCAAAUUAUUAUGUUGCUUCUUCCAAGCUUCUGAAUCUGGCUUGAUGCUGUUCUGAAAAGUUGGUGCAAUAUUUGUUCGCGGUGGCGCGUGUCCUUCUCUUGGGCGGAUUGGGGUUCGUGUGGUCUAGACUCGCCUGGUUUGAGUCCUUGGUGUCAUGUAUUUUCAUUAUUAUUGUGUUUAAUUAUGUUCGUCUACUUGUUGCCUUGGUUUGGUUUUCCGCAAUAUUAUUUUUCUGUUAGAAAUAUUGGAAAUAAUUAAAUUGCAUUAUGAC